Molecule: messenger RNA, 4107 nt
Organism: Tauraco erythrolophus (red-crested turaco)
Lineage: Eukaryota; Metazoa; Chordata; Aves; Musophagiformes; Musophagidae
Source: RefSeq, a predicted model, not a curated record
AUGGGCGCGCCCGCCCCCUCCGCCUCGCCGUACUGCGUCCAAGAGCGGCGCCGCCCAAACCGCGCGGCGGGGCGCUCCGACCGCCUCCCAGCCCUCUUCUGCCUGAGUGGAGCAGCACAAUCCAUCCUUGUCCUCAGUGGGUCCAAAGAGGCAAAGGUCUCUGCCGGUGUCAGGGUGCGACGCAGUUCGCAGUUCGCCCAGCAGCAUCCCCAGCGACGCAGCCACAGGCUCGCUGGCAGGAUGGCAUGGCGCUCGCUGGUGCUGCUCCCCUUCCUCCUGGCAGCAGUUUCAGGCAACACAGCCCCUAUCUUCAGCAUGACCUUGGUCUACGUGCCCGAGGACCUGGAGCUGGGCCAGCAGGCUUUCCAGCUGACAGCUACUGACCUGGACGGCGACCCGCUCACCUACAGUAUCAGUGGGACGGAGGCCUUCUACUUCUCUGUUGAUGCCCAGACAGGCAACGUGACUCUGAGGAACACUCUGGACCGUGAGCUCCUGCCCAGGUUCACCAUCACGGUUGGGGUGUCUGACGGGACGAACGCAGAGAUCUCCAGAAAGCUCACGGUCAUCGUGGAGGACCGUAACGACAACGCUCCAGUUUUCCAGCGCCUGCCGUAUGAAACCUCCAUCCCUGAGAACACGCCACUCGACAGCAUCAUCUACACCGUGUUUGCCAAUGACAGUGACACCGGGAAUGCCUCCAAAGUCAGCUACAGCAUCGAGGAGGUGAUCCCAGACAGCACGAAGAAUCACUGGCUCUUCUACAUCCUGUCCAACGGGAGCGUGGUGCUCAAUGGCUCACUGGACUAUGCCAAGAACACCUUCUACCAGAUCAAGAUUCUCGCCAAGGAUGGUGGAGGGUUGCUGCACAACGUGUUGACCUUCCAGCAGAGCUCGACCUAUUUGUCCCUUACCAUCCGUGAUGUGCCCGACCUGGACCCACGGUUCCUCAGUGAGCCCUACUCCGGCUCUGUGCCUGAGAAUUGCGACAUGGGCACCACUGUGCUGACUGUCACUGCCAUAGACAGAGACACGGGAGUGAAUGAUGAAAUCUCCUACAACAUCACCAAUACCAGCAUCCCCUUUGUUAUCGACGCCACGACGGGCACCAUCACUGUGAGUGGGCCCCUGGACCGUGAGGAGCUGCCAAGCGAGGAAGUGCUGCUGGAAGUUACGGCACGUGAGGCAAACUUGGACAUCAACGGCAAGAUCGCCCAGGCCAGCACUCUGGUGACUAUUGUGGUGACCGAUGUCAAUGACAACAAGCCCCAGUUCUACCACUGUUCCCUCUCCAGCUGCAACUUCUCCACCAGUGCCCAGGACAACUUCAGGGGCAACAUCAUAGAGCACUCCUCCUCCAGACUGCCCGUGUCCAACCUCAGCAUCGUUGCCCAUGACCCGGACAAGGGCAUCAACAGCAGUUACGAGCUGUACCUGCAGGGUCCAAAUGCUAGCGCCUUCAUUGUCUCCCCGACAAAGAUCGUGGGCACAGGGGAGGUCCAGCUCCUGGUGCAAGACCCAUCCGCCGUGGACUAUGAGAUAAGCCAUGUCAUGGUGGUACAGAUCAUUGCUAAUGACACAGGGAACCCCACAGACUGCUGCUCCACAGCCACCGUGACCAUUGACCUCAUUGACAGCAACGACCACAUACCUGAGUUCCCCCAGAGCACCUACAACCUCAACGUGAUGGAGAAUUGCCCUGAUGGCACUGUCAUCUCCUCAAACAUUACGGCCUACGAUCCGGACAGCGGUGUCCUGGGCCAGAUCACCUACCAGCUGCUCCCGGAGAGCAUCCGUCAAAUCUUCACGGUGAACGCCACAACCGGGGCAGUGCUGGUGCAGAAUGGGAGCUUGCUGGACCGGGAGACUCGCUCCAUCUACUAUGCCAACCUCCAGGCCAAGGAUGGGGGCAACCUGGUGGGCUCUACAGUGCUGGAGAUCACCGUGCUGGACGACAAUGACAUGGCACCCGUGGUCAUCGGCUCCUACUUCAUCUCAGUGGAAGAGGGGCAGAAUGUCACAACGCAGAUCCUGGCCAUCGACAACGACGAGCCUGACAACCCCAACAGCGAGUUGGGCUUCAAGAUCUUGCCAGGACUGUUCAGUGACAACUUCACCAUCGACGCGAUCACGGGUGUUUUGCACAGCAAGGAGCCGCUGGACCGCGAGGCCUUGGAAAAUGCACGGGGGCAGAUGGUGGUGACGGUGCAGGUGUACGACCAUGGCGUGCCACAGCAGAGCACCUUGGACGUGAAUGAUAACGCACCUGUGUUCCUCAACCAGUCCUAUGAGUUCUCAGUCUUUGAAGACUCUCCAGGGUCCUUUGUAGGUGAAGUGGAGGCCACAGAUGCCGAUCGGACGGAGAUCAAUUACCGCAUUUCCUUCCAACUUCAGAGGAGCAGUGGCUCCAGCAAUUUCUUGAUCCGCUCAUCCUCCCUGGGGACAGGGUACUACAGUGGACAGCUGUCUGUGGACCCUGACGUGUCCCUGGACUAUGACACCCUGCAGCAGAAGUUCUUCUCCUUGGUGGUGCUGGCAGAGAACACAGCCGCAGAUAACAUGGGGGACACUGCCAAUGUCUCGGUGGUGGUCCACAUCCUAGACAUCAACGAUGAGCCCCCCACCAUCCUGCCGGCCUCGCUGCAGGAUGUGGAAGUGAGCGAGAAUGGCACGCAGCAGGGUCUGGUCCGCACACUGGUCGCCUCCGACUCAGACACCAAUCACUCGCUGGUCUUCGAGGAGCUGGCGGGGGGACCAGCCAGUGCUGGGGAGGUGUGCUUGGACUGGUUUGUGCUGACACCCAAUGGCUCGGUGCUGGUGAACAGCUUGGACAUUGACUACGAACUGUGCGACGGGGUGGUGCUCACGCUGCGGGCUGAAGAUCUGUACACUGAGAAGGGCAACCGCUACAGCCAGAACGAAACCCUGAGGAUCAUCAUCACUGAUGUGAACGACAACACGCCACUCUUCUUGCCCAUCUCGGAGACCUUUGUGAUUGUCCCCGAAAUCUCUCCUGUGGACCUGCAAGUGGCAACCGUGAAGGCCACGGACGCUGACUCGGGGCUGAGGGGAACCAUCACCUUCUCGAUUGUGAGUGUCGUGCUCGUGGAGGACAGUGGGGCCAGCCGGGCCUUCGAGAACCUCUUCAAGGUGGUGACAACACUUGGGCAGGACAGCUACGUCGGGAGCAUCCAGGUAGCCAGCAGCCUCGAUGGCUCGCUGAAGGGGCAGUACCAGGUGACAGUGGAGGCUCAGGAUGGCGAGGCACCAGUCCACACAGCACAGACCGUGCUAAAAAUCUUCACGGUGGAUCAGAGCUACCGUGUUCGCCUCCAGUUUGUGACAACAGUGGAAGAAGUCCAGAGUAACGCUGAAAAUAUCAAAGUGGCCCUGACCACCGCAACCAAGGCAGGAGUCUAUGUGGUGGCCAUCCAGAGCAUGGAGGACACCCGUGCCUCCCAGGUGGAAACCAAGUCAGUGAUGGAGGCGUACUUCGUCUACAGCAAUGGCACUGCCCUGGACGUCAACCAGCUGAGUGUGCUCAUACAGUCUGACCCACUGAUCCUGGCUGAGCUGGUGAACUUGGGCCUGGCCAUCAUCGGACCCGGGGAGGUGGUGUCUUCCACCAAUGAGACACAGCUGAUUGGCGUCAUCACAGGGCUGGCAGCAUCCCUGCUUGUCUUCAUCCUUGUCGCGACCCUGGCCUUAGUUCUCACCACCAAGAGACUUUGCAACUACAAGAGGAAGUUGAGUGCAAUGAAGGCUCUGAAGGUGGCCACGACAUUCAGCCCUGCCAUGGUGCAGCAGGGAGCUGGCAUUCCCGGGACCAACCAGUACAAUGCAGAGGGGGCACGGGGCCGUCACCCUGCGGCCCUGCUCCACCAGUGCCUGGGCCCUCUUCUACCCCCACCUUCCACUCUCCACAGCAUGAAUUCCCUGGAUGAAAAUACAGUAGAUGCACCUGGGGACGACAGCCUCAAGGCCAAGCAGGGCAAAGCACAGCUGAUGGACCCCACUGACAAGGAGGUGCUGGCAGCCGCCCUGGACCUGAAGCAGCCCACCAAAACAGCGUACCUCAACAGCACCUUCACCACCACGGAUUUGUGA